This is a messenger RNA of Acanthosepion pharaonis, 1317 nucleotides long. NCBI's taxonomy places the organism in Eukaryota, Metazoa, Mollusca, Cephalopoda, Sepiida, Sepiidae. The record is from the annotation of a GenBank genome assembly.
AUGCCUUUUCUCUCUCUCUCUCUCUCUCUCUCUCUCUCUCUCUCUCUCGUGAUGUCUAUCUUUAUUGUACUAAAAAAUUUUAUCGCCUUUCUUGAUUUUUAUAAAAUAUUGAGAUUUGCAUUGACCACAGCUGAAAGUGGAGCUAUGAAAAUGCUUAACACUGCCCAACCUGUUCUUAACAAGUACCAGCCUCAAAUAACAAAGGUUGAUAACUUUGCUUGUGACCAGUUAACAAAGAUUGAAGAGAAAUAUCCUGUAAUUAAGAAAACUCCAAAAGAGAUCGUCAUAGAAGGCAAAGAGAUGUGCAGUAAUUUGGUUCAACCAGCAGUAGAUAAGGUGAACUCUGUUAAGGAAUUUAGCAGUUCAACUUUGAAUUCAGUAAAACAACUGGCCUCACUAGAAAGCAGCAAAGAAUUUAGUAAAAUGCAAAUACAGAAGGCCACGGAAUUUACUCAGAGCCAAUUAACAUGGCUACUGCAAACUGAUUAUGGCCAGCAACUGUUGCAUCAAGUGGAAAACUAUCUGUCCAUGUCAGAGGAGACACUAGAUAAAUAUUUACCUCCAGUUCAAGAUGAGGAAACAGAAGAAUCUUUGCAAGGAGAAAGUAUGGCACAGGUUGGAAAUCAAUCAAAGAAGAUUGCAAAACGUGUCUAUGCUAAAGCCAUUAAAGAUUUGAGAACCCUUCAUACAAAUACCAAAGAAGCUGUGGAGAAACUUUUUGCUUCUGUUAAUUUGAUUGAAACAAUGCAGAAUAAUUAUGAAUCCUCUAAACAAAAGAUUCAAAAUCUUCAUGAAAAAUUGUUAUCAACAUGGAGGGAUGCCAUCCCUGAAGAAGACUUGGCAUGCAAACCUGAAGAGAAAACUGAUAAUCAUUUAGCCAUUUCCAUGAUACAAAAAUUAACACAUCAGGUGAAAGAUACUAUCAACAAGAUCCAUAAAACAAUGCCUGAAACGCCAGCAGUUGUGAAACAGUUAGCUGAAGAAUGUUAUAACUACACAGAAAGUCUUUAUAACUCUGUCAAACAGGCUGAAAGUUUCCAAGAAGUUUCAGCUUUACUGUAUUCUAAGUCAGCAGAAUCUGUACUUGGCCUUCAACAAGUUCUACAAACCCUAAUUGAAACUCCAUUUUCUUAUGUGCAAGAAUUACCAGUUACAGAAGAGUUAGAAAUGGAAUCAAUGACCCUAAAGAAAUCUGAAGAUAGAUUGCCUGAAGAAGGUGCCAUGGAAGAAAAGGGUGCUAAAGAAGAAAAUGGAAGCAAGGAAGAAAGUAGUCCUUCAAUCAAGGAUAAAGAAUCUGUUCAAGCUGCUAGUAAAUGA